Molecule: messenger RNA, 1632 nt
Organism: Sphaerulina musiva SO2202
Lineage: Eukaryota; Fungi; Ascomycota; Dothideomycetes; Mycosphaerellales; Mycosphaerellaceae
Product: glutathione synthetase large chain
Exons: 3
Coding region: 1-1539 (512 amino acids)
Biological process (GO): glutathione biosynthetic process
Cellular component (GO): cytosol
Molecular function (GO): ATP binding; glutathione synthase activity; glutathione binding
Source: RefSeq, a predicted model, not a curated record
AUGUCGACCAGCAUGUAUCCCGAAUACCCUCCAGAGCUGAGUGAAGACCAAAAGUCCUACUUGUUGACGAACCUCAAAGAUUGGUCAAUAGCCCAUGGCUUGGCUGUAAGACCAGCACCGGGAUAUGUGCCAGCAGGACAAGAUCCUUCGGGGGCAUUGGCGACAACAGCACCAGUCACUCUGUUCCCUAGUCUGUUCCCCAGACUAUGCUUCGAGCAGGCCAAAUCUGUAGCGAAAGCAUACAAUGAACUCUACUCGGCAAUUGCCAGUGAUGAGGAAUGGUUGACUGGCAUCGUUGAGGAACUCGUUGAGAUUGAUGACUUUAUGGCGGGACUGUGGAAGAUACAUCAAGCUGUCAAGGCAGAGGGCUAUGUCCAGCCUUUGGCUCUGGGUCUCUUCCGUUCAGAUUACAUGGUGCAUGUCGAUCGAGGUAGCACAUCUCAGCCUACAGUCAAGCAGGUCGAGUUCAACACCAUCGCGUCCUCCUUUGGAGGUCUUUCAAGUCAAGUCUCUGGUCUGCAUCGGCAUCUCCACAGCAUCGAUGCCUAUCCUGACGAGAUUGCGAGCAGUGUGAAUGAUGCGGCACUGCCUGCUAGCAGCUCAGUGCCCUCGUUAGCAAGAGGCAUGGCUGCAGCCCACAAGGCAUAUGGUAUCUCCACAACAGGACUACCAACGUGCGUGAUUUUUCUCGUUCAGGAUCCGGAACGGAAUGUGUUCGACCAAAGACACCUUGAGUAUGCUCUCAACGAGAACCAUGGAGUGCGGACCUUCCGUUUACCUUUUGGACGAGUUCUGCAGGAUACCCAGGUCGAUAGCAACCGGAAGCUCAUCUAUACGCCUCCGCAGAAUCCGGCUAAGCGUUACGAGGUCACUGUCGUCUACUUCCGUGCAGGCUACUCACCAGAUGAGUACACUUCCGAUGCUCACUGGUCUGCCCGACUGCAGAUUGAGCGCAGCACCGCGAUCAAAUGUCCCACAGUUCUCACACAACUUGCCGGAACCAAGAAGGUUCAGCAAGUUCUUGCCACACCUCACUCGCCCCAUCUCGCACGCUUCCUGCCGGACCACAAUCAAGCAUCGGAAGUGCUCAAAACCUUUGCGCCAAUUUAUCCUCUUGACAAAUCCGAAGCCGGCAUGGAGGCUCGCAGACUCGCUCAGCAUCCAGAGAGCGCGAGCCGUUAUGUCCUCAAGCCUCAGCGUGAAGGAGGUGGAAAUAACAUCUAUCGCAAAGCCAUCCCACCGUUUCUCAAGGACUUGGCCGAAACGCAUUGGCCCGCUUACAUCCUGAUGGAAAUGAUCGAGCCCCCUGCACAGUCGAAUACCAUCUUCCGCAAUGGAGAGACGCACAGUGGGGGCGUGAUAUGUGAGCUUGGAAUCUACGGCGCAUGUCUUUGGCAAGCUGGGACAGGUGGAAAGAGAGAAAUUGUCGAAAACUUCGAAGCAGGAUACCUUCUACGCACCAAAGGCGAUCAGAGCGAAGAAGGCGGCGUGGCUGCAGGUUUCGGUGCUGUCGACAGUCCCUGCUUGGUGGAUGUGUAACUGCAGCAGCAGCAGCCUCAUCUGUAGCGAACCGGUUUCAAGUACCGGUAUUUCUGCCGUACAGUUGAGAUCCAACUACAUAACCUACCUUAC